Molecule: messenger RNA, 1253 nt
Organism: Mercenaria mercenaria
Lineage: Eukaryota; Metazoa; Mollusca; Bivalvia; Venerida; Veneridae
Exons: 2
Coding region: 89-640 (183 amino acids)
Source: RefSeq, a predicted model, not a curated record
UGCAGCUGGACAGAACAAAAACAACUGUGUCCUUUGGUAUGCAGUAUGGCGCACUUUAAUUGGACUACAUGAGACUAUUGCAUUGAGUAUGUUGGUGGCAGGUCACACGAAAUUCGCUCCAGAUUGGCAUUUCGGUGUGUGGAAAGUAAAGUGGAGAGAUUCCAAUGCAGAAACAAUGACCCAAGUGGCUGACACUGUGAGAGAGUCAUCAAGAGGUGGUCACAAUGUUCCACAAUUAGUUGACGAUCCUGACAAACCUGUUGCUUUUUACAGCUGGAAGCCAUUUCUUGAACAGUAUUUUAAACCUGUUAAACAGUUGUCCAAAUACCAUCAUUUCUUUUGUAGUUCAGUUGAACCGGGUGUUGUAUAUUGCAAGGAAUAUUUCGAUUCUGAAGAAGUUAGGGUAAAUAUACUGAAGCAAGUGCCUGAGAAAAAUGCAAUGCCUAUAGUAAAAGCUUUUCCAGGUUUGAAUGCAGCCCGUCAGUGGUAUUUGUAUGAACAAAUUGGUCAGUUCUUUAAAUCUGAUCUUGCAAAAGAUGUUGUUUGCCCAAAACCGUGUGUUCCAAAAAUAGAAAUUAAACUUGAUACAGAUUGUGAUGUAAAAGUCGGUGGUAAGAGAAGGAAUAAUUUAUUGACAUGAGACUUCAUUUUCCAAGAUAGGAAAAUUCCUUUGCCAUGAGCUAGAUGCCAUAUUCACUUAAUGCUUCAAAAGCAUAGUAUCUAUAUGAAUGAUCAGUACACAUAUAAUUAUGAAAAAAAUCUUGGAAUACAUAUUUGUUGUUAGACAAUAGUAUUUUAGUUACUUUUGAGAAUGGGCAAUAUUUAUCACAAGUUCUUAGGUGUGUUGUACUUGAAGUCGUAGAAACUGUACUCUACUUUGAACAGAAAUUUUAAAGAUUAUGUUUUGUAGACAUUGUUUCAAAUUUCAAUGCAUGUGUUAAUUUCUCGGUCACAGUGUUAGUCUUGAAAAUCAAAAAGAAAUACAGAAAUACUCUCUGCUUUCUAGGCAACAAGAAAUAUUUUAUAAGUAAUCUAAAUGUGUAUGUUAACAUUUAUUUGCUUGAAUUAUUUUUGCAUAUCUCAAAACGACAAUUUCAAGUGAAUAUUAUUAUCUAUUUAUUGAAGGCUGAAGAAAUGUGCCAAAUUAAUGUCUUUUCGAGAGCAAAAAAAUUUACGAAAAAUUCUGUCAUUAGUAUGAUUUCUAAUAUCAUGGGUAUCUAAAACCCGGAUGUCACUCAAAAGGCUGCUUUUCA